Messenger RNA from Schistosoma guineensis, 1644 nucleotides. NCBI's taxonomy places the organism in Eukaryota, Metazoa, Platyhelminthes, Trematoda, Strigeidida, Schistosomatidae. The record is from the annotation of a GenBank genome assembly.
AUGGGCACUUUGUUAGAUUCAUCAAAACAAACAUUUGCACCUACUUGCAUGGAUAAAGGUGUCGCUAGUGCAUUGAAUCUCUUACGUGGUCGAAAAUCUUGGUGUGAUCCACACAGAGGUUAUCAAGCUCGUGGCCUUCAUCAUUUUCACCAUCUGCGUCAUCAUCGUCGUGGCGGCGGCAGUACCACUGGCAUAUCAAUGACUACUCGGUCAGCUUCGGCAGCGGCAGCCGCUGCAUCACAAGACUCAAGAGAGGGGAGUGUAGAUUCGAAAGACCAGUCUGUUAAUGAUCCUUAUUCAACUGAGUGUAUUGACCAACCGUAUGUACCUGUAGAGACAAGUUAUAGCAAGAAGUCUGGCAAUGUUGCAUCACAUGAUAUCCCCCAACAUGGAGCUAAAGGACGUAGACGUCGUGGCACUGGUCGAAGACCAGUUCGUCCUACUGGUGUAGUCUCUCCAUCUCUUGAAUGUUCUAUGAACACAUCUUUGCCCGAAACUAAACAAACCCUCAACGAUGAUGCAGAUAACCAAGUAAACGUUUUGUCAGAUGUUUCAUCUUCAAAAUCCGAUUGUAAAUUACCACUCAGUUGUCCAUUCAAUGGCUGUGAAAAGCGUUUUGCCGAUAUUCUUAGUAUGCGUUUUCAUUUCACAAUGGGACAUCAUAACAUUCAAACCGUAGAAAUGAAAAAUAGGAGAGAAUCUCUUGCUGAGCCUGUUAUUGAUCAGGUUAGAUGGAUAAAAAGUGAAGAUUUUGAUAAUAAUCUUGAAAUAUCUGUUUGUGAUAUCUCUGCUAAUUCAUCUCCUCCACCGAAACUAGCAAGAGCACAUUGUACCAAAGAUAGAAGUAGUGACAGUAACGAAACAAGUUUAGUUUUAACAAAUGGUGAUGAUAUUGAUGAUAAUAUUGAUCCACCGAAACUACAUCGUGUUGUAUCAAUAUCUGAUUCUUUUUCUAAUGCAAAUCCACUUAUUGAUCCAGGUGACUCAAACUCAUCGAAGUUUGAUAAUAAUCACCAUACAACAGAUGUUCUUGACGAACCUCCUACUGCUAGUCCUGCAUAUUCUGAUAUCUCUGAUGACGGUACUGUAUCAUCUACAACUAAUAAUUUCCCAGUUUUAAACUUGGGAAUGGCAGCAAUUGAUGUUCAGAAUUCCAGAGAAGGAAUAUUGAAUUCUUCAUCAAUUUUAUCAAAUCUUUCUAAUCAACCACCCUUACCUCAAGGAUACAUUGAUGUUUCCAGACGCUUAAAUCUAUCUCCACUUAUAUUGUCUUCAUGUUCUACCGUUACUGGAUCUAGUGAACCGACCAAAUUAUAUUUUCCUGCUAAUUUGUUUUCUCCAACUCUAAAAGGUGUAAGCAAUAUCUUCUAUCAAACUGCAUCUCCAACUAUUAAAUCCAUGGACAAACAGAGUGCAGAAAGUGGAUUAAAACCGAUUAGAAAUAAUAAUUCCCCUACAACUUAUCCUUUUCAGAAAGAAUCGCCUUCCAGAUCCCUGAUAACCAACAAUAACAAUCAUAAUACUAGUUGUAGAAUUCCACCACGACCCGGUUUAUCCGAUCAAGGAUUACUAUCAUCGCAUAAUAAUCACCAUCCAUUUUAUCAGCAUCAUCAGCCUUCUGCACUGUCUAAAUCUUAUGAAUAA